Molecule: messenger RNA, 2143 nt
Organism: Lutzomyia longipalpis
Lineage: Eukaryota; Metazoa; Arthropoda; Insecta; Diptera; Psychodidae
Product: leucine-rich repeat-containing protein 40-like
Exons: 2
Coding region: 123-2069 (648 amino acids)
Molecular function (GO): protein binding
Source: RefSeq, a predicted model, not a curated record
AGUUUGUUCUCAGCAUAACUCGGAAUCAGUUGGUAAAAUAUUAAAGGAGUUCACUGUUCAAUUAUUUUUUUCUUGUAGAAUACUAUAAGUGGAGUUCUGAGUGAAAAAAAUCGAAGUAAAAAAUGUCCCUGAAACUGCAUUGCAGUGCAAUCUUAGUGAUUGCCUGUCUCAUCUACCAGAGCAAAGGAUUACUGCAGGAUGUUUCCUGUAAUAAAGCUUUAAGCAAUUCAAUCAACUGCAUGUUCACGAAUUUAAAUGACGAUGAAAUAAGUUUCAAAGAUCCCACAGAAAGCUUUGAAUCUGUAAUAUUUAAAAAUUGCAAUCUGACAAAGUUCCCAACAACCUUAUUCUCAACUUUUACUAAACUCACGAAGGUGGAUCUAUCCUUGACCCAAGUGCGCCAACUUAACGGAAAUAAAACACUAAAUGGUGCAAAAAAUCUAAAGAUUCUGGAUUUAUCACGAAACAGCCUUAAAGGAAUUGAAGAUUUUGUGUUCAGUGAAGGAAAAGAGUUGGUGGAGCUGCACUUGUCGAGAAAUAAAAUAAUUUCUGUGGGGCUUAAUGCUUUUGCAGGGCUAAAUAAGCUUGAACUUCUCGACUUGUCGUUUAACGACAUUAAAAUUCUUACGGAAGAAGUAUUUUCAGGAUUAAAAAAUCUCAAAUUCAUCUAUGUGAAUAAUAAUGAUCUAAAAAACUUAACGUUCGACCUUCGCGAUUUUAAAGAUUUAACAGAAUUUGAUAUUAGUCACAAUAAACAUAUUAGUAUGAAGGGAUGGUUAACGGACUUACCUUCGCACAUCAAACCUAAACUGACAGUAAAUUACUCGUACUGUAAUGAAGAUGAAACAUCUUUUAACACCUGGGGCCCUAAUAUAAAAACGUAUAUUCUAAAGCACAAUAAAGUCAUUGACAUGAUAACCGUAAAUAAUGUACGGUGGGAAACCUUGGAUAUAUCUGAGAAUCUUCUGAGAGACAUUACGAACAUUACAAAGAUUCAAACUUUACAAAACCUUGAUCUGUCUGAGAACCCCCUCGCGCCAUUGAACAUCUCCACAUUUAGCCUCUUGGAUGAUCUUCGUACACUCAAUCUGCGCUCAACUGGAAUCUCUCUGGAUCAGGACUAUUUCACAGCUCAAAAGAAAUUAACUUUCUUGGAUAUUUCAGGAAAUGGACUGACCUCUCUCGAUCUUAGAAACCUAAAAUCUCUCUCAAGUCUUCAGACACUUUACUUGCACGAAAACAAUUUGACAGAGUUGGAAGACAUUGAGGAUAUAAAGAUGAUCCUGCCGAAUUUAAUCAUCAUCUCCCUCUUCAAGAACAACUUCAGUUGCGCCUACAAUAUUUUAAUGCACGAAUUGUUUGAAAACUUAAAGAUAGAAAUUUACGAUGGCACCAAAAUCAACGAAACAGACAACAUAACUAAUGUGAGAGUCAACUGCAGUGAAAUGAAUCAAUUAAGACGUAAUAGCUUAGAACAAGCUAUUUUUUUCAAACAAAUCACUAAUUAUUUAGAAAAUUCCUUCCAAAAGCAAUUGGAAAAGAUUUCGAUAUAUCAAUUAAAUUUAGAAAUGAAAAUUGAAUAUCGAUUGCAAAUCAUGGACUUACAGUUCACAAAGUUGAUCGGAGAUCUUAAGUAUAUUAUACAAAUAGAAAGACUUACAACGAAUAAUAUCGUUUCAAAAACUAUAACUGAUUUAUUCGAAUUAUGGGAACAUCAAAAUAAAAUGGAAAAAGAUUUAAAGACCCAAACUAGCUGCAAUGACGAUAAAUACCAAGAAUUGGUGAAAGAGGUGAAAGAUCUUACUGAUCAAGUGUCUUAUCUGAAAAACUCUUCACAUUAUGAGAACAAGAUUGUGGAUUUAAUGUCAGAAAUUAAAUCUAUUAGGAAGAUUAAUGAGGAAGGUAUUCUGGAACUCAUGAAUAAAUUAUCCAAUCAGUUGUUUAAGGUCAAAGACUCGUCAAAGAUGAAUUUCUUCCUAAAGUGUUGCAAACGUCCCGUCAGACAGGGUAGUAAGCCUUUGGAAUUGAACCAAUUAAUCAAUGAGUGGGAGUCAGUCAUAAUAACUUAGUUCUGAUUUGUUGCUCAAACUUCACUUAAUUCUACACAACAACAAUUUAUGAAUGAAACUUUUUUCAAUGCUCU